UUAUUUUCUUAUGGCUCGAAACUAAACAUCCUCAAAAAAAACUCACACACGCGCAUCUAAAUAUAACACCAACAUUGCUAUAAUUACUAAUAAUUACUAUCACGUCCUUUCAAUUGUAAACUUAUCUUAACUGAAUUAAAGUCAACAAAAAAAAUAAAAUCUGGAUGAAUCUUCUAUAGAAUUUGUUUUUUGGGUCUAGUGUUAAGUAUCUAUUAGUGGCAUUAAUUUAUCACAAAGGGCAUCGGCUUUGCUACACAUGGCUGUGUUUCAUGUAUUUGUUCUUUUUAUAUGCUAAGAUUCUACUUUUUUCUUUUUAGUAUGCUACUUGAUUAAGUUCCAUUUCUCUAUAAAUUGAAGUGCGAGUUGCAUUUUCAACACAUAUCUUCAAAUAACUCUCAUUGAGUCAUACCAUUAAUAAGUACGAUAAAAGAUGGAUUCAAGAUUCAACGAUACCGUUCAUUCCUUGAGGUAUACUGAUGAAAAGAGUGACGAUGAGUAUGCAUUUGUGAAAGCUUUACGUAUGAGUGGUGGAGUUGGAGCCAACAGUUACUCCGCCAAUUCUCUACUUCAGAGAAGAGUUUUAUCAAUGGCCAAACCAGUCUUGGUAGGAAACACAGAAGAAAUGAUGAUGAAUUUAAACUUCCCUAACUAUAUCAAAGUUGCUGAAUUGGGUUGUUCCUCGGGGCAAAACACGUUUUUGGCUAUCUCUGAGAUCAUCAACACCAUCAAUGUGUUGUGCCAAAACUCGAAUCAAAACCCUCCAGAAAUCGACUGUUGUCUCAAUGAUCUUCCAGAAAACGAUUUCAACACAACGUUCAAGUUCGUGCCCUUCUUCAACAAGGAGAUCAUGAUGACAAACCAAGCAUCGUGUUUCGUCUAUGGAGCACCAGGUUCCUUUUACUCUAGGCUCUUUGAUAUCUUGUGAAUUUACAUGUUUUUAACUUCUUAUUCUUGCAUGGUUUGGUCAUUUAGAGCAUCAUUUAGACACAUUUAGGUUGCAUAUCAUUGCAUUUGUACAUAUCAGGUGUUGGAGAGCACCAUGGAUGAGUUAGAGGACCAUUGGAGGGAUUUUGAGUCCAAAGAAUGAAGAUGAGUCGUUGAAGGCUCCUAGCGGCCAGGCGUAGCGGCAAAAGAUGGUCGCUACAGAAGAUAGUGCUGAGGCGUAUCAUGAGGUCGCUAUGCGUUCAGGACUUCAAGCGCCUUCUACAGCGGCCAGCCAUAGCGACUUCAUGAGGUCGCUAUGAGUUCAAGAAUGCAAAAAAUCGUCUAAGUAUCCUAGCGGCCACACGUAGCGGGCAUGACAAGUCGCUACAGACCGUAGUGACCUCUGGUAGCGACCUUUUCUGGUCACUACGGAGAAAAAUAUCUAUGUUUUUGUGGGUUAACCCAGGUUUGUUGGGUUAACCCAGCUCGUUUUUAGACAUCUAUAAACACCUUUAAGACCUAAUCUGAGGAAGAAUCUGAUUUUUCUCUCAAGAACUUGCCUCCCUUUGUAAAAAAAGCUUGAAUCUUUAUAUCAUAAUCUAAGGAAGUUCUUCAUAUUAUAUCUUGUUUCUCUUUCUCAUAAACAUGAUGAGGCUUGAAUCCAUCAUGGGUUUGAGCUUUCUCAUGGAGUUUAGAGAGUAGACACUCCUUGGAUUCAUGGGUUAGGGAGAUUAGAGUAACUUAGUGAAGAUCUAUGGUGUUAUUGUAUUAGAUCCUUGUAUAAACUUGCUUGUUGAGUAUUUUUAAUGCUUGUUUAGUCUUGAUCACUCUAAACCUGAUUUCUAAACACUUCUCAUCAGACAUGAUUAGAUG
Brassica napus (rape) is the source of this 1797-nucleotide messenger RNA. RefSeq names its product salicylate/benzoate carboxyl methyltransferase-like. Gene Ontology annotation, biological process: methylation. The record is from RefSeq and is a predicted model, not a curated record. The transcript is spliced from 3 exons. The coding region runs from base 431 to 925 and encodes 164 amino acids. NCBI's taxonomy places the organism in Eukaryota, Viridiplantae, Streptophyta, Magnoliopsida, Brassicales, Brassicaceae. Gene Ontology annotation, molecular function: S-adenosylmethionine-dependent methyltransferase activity.